AUGUUAGAUGCUCAUAGGGGCUCCACGGGCAUCGCUCGCUCUACCUCUCCGCCAGCACAACCAACCCCAGCUACAGAUCAAGGCCCGGCCGGUAUGCUCUCCCUUGAUGGGGUUGAGGAAGCCAAAGUACUUGUUCCAAUUACCCAAACGGUCGCUAUCAUCACCAGCAUUACUUGUAUCACCGGUAUCGGCAAUCUGCUUGUUGGGCUGCUCACUGUGUGCAUUCCAGUCAUUGUGGCUGACCUCCACAUUCCUUCAGCGCUCCAGCUCAGGCCAACCGCAGCAUUUGCACUCGCCUGUGGCUGUAUGCUGCUUCCUUGUGGUGCUGCAGCUGAUAUGUUGGGGUGUCGGCGCGCGUGUCUGCUUGGUGGAUUGCUUCAGACCGCGAGCGCCCUGGGCGCUGGACUAUCAGCGGCAGGAACGCAACUGAUCGCGCUCAGCCCACAUCGCCGCAGCAAUGCUUUCGCAGCCAUGGGGGGUGGUCAGGCGGUUGGUUUUGGAUUGGGCCUGGCGCUGGGUGUCCGCGUUGCUGGCCCUGGCACUGUGGGUAAUUCUAAACAGCGUGGAUGGUGGUCCGCUGGGGAAGGCAUCCUCGCGCGUCUGCACCGAGAUAUCGAUUGGGUUGGCGCUUUGCUGAUUAGUGCUUGCCUUGCGCUUCUCUCCUACGAACUAGCCGUCGCUACCGGCUCAGAUGCGGAUCAGAGUAUGCGUCAGCCGCUCAACCUUGUCCUCCAUUGCUCGGCACUGGCACUCAUACUUGUAUUUGCCUUGUGGAUGCGGCGACAAGUUCGACCCAGUCGUCCGGCACUGAUUCCAAACUCGCUUUGGACCAACGUGCCGUUUAUGGCUGUUUGCAUUACCGUGUUUCUUGUCUGGGGCACCCUCAAUGCGAGUGAGCAGCUCACAGCCUUGUACCUCCAAGACGCUCGCGGCACAUCGACUUUGACGGCGUCUUUGUAUUUCAUGCCGGCACCGGUGCGUGGCCUGUUGAUGAACGCCGCGAUCGGCAUUUCACUCCCAUAUUUUGAAGCCCUCGAUCGCGGUGCCCGCCGGAUAUCUUGCGAGUGGUAUCGCCCCGCUCCUGCUCGCAAUCUUACGCGGCGAGCUGAUCUAAUUUAUACGAUCGCAAACCUUGUUAUGACAGACUCAUUCCCAGUCAAGAUGCAGGCGCUGGCCGGCGGCGUCUUUAACAUGCUAGCUCAGGUUGGGAAGGGUGUUGGGAUAGCCACAUCGGCACUCAUUGCACGUCAAAUCACCUCGCAGACCCAUCAUGCCGAAAGUGCAAACGUCUUUUUAAAGAAAUACAAGGCCGGAUGGUCGUACAACUGUGCACUGGGGUUUGCCUCUGUAGCAGUGAGCUUUGGGGGACUGAGGAGCGUUAAGCGGCUUGAAAUUAAGAGAGACUGA
Messenger RNA from Aspergillus nomiae NRRL 13137, 1407 nucleotides. RefSeq lists its product as uncharacterized. Gene Ontology annotation, cellular component: membrane. The record is from RefSeq and is a predicted model, not a curated record. The coding region runs from base 1 to 1407 and encodes 468 amino acids. Lineage: Eukaryota; Fungi; Ascomycota; Eurotiomycetes; Eurotiales; Aspergillaceae. The transcript has 4 exons.